Zootoca vivipara (common lizard) is the source of this 3133-nucleotide messenger RNA. It is a transcript of the gene NEDD9, whose product is annotated as neural precursor cell expressed, developmentally down-regulated 9. The record is from RefSeq and is a predicted model, not a curated record. Gene Ontology annotation, biological process: cell migration; cell surface receptor protein tyrosine kinase signaling pathway. Gene Ontology annotation, cellular component: plasma membrane; cytoplasm. Gene Ontology annotation, molecular function: protein binding. NCBI's taxonomy places the organism in Eukaryota, Metazoa, Chordata, Lepidosauria, Squamata, Lacertidae.
GCUGGCUGAACGCAGCUCGGCAGUAGCGUCGCGGCGGCCGGAGCUGGCAGGCGGCUGUUUUCGUUUUCGAUUGCAAGCAGCGGUCAAUGGAGUAUAAAACCCGCCAGGACUCGAGGUGGUGGGACUGACUUGUCCAAAAGGGAGCGCCUCUUCCAUUCCCUGCCCCAGGCCUGCGAGAAUGAAGUACAAGAAUCUUAUGGCAAGAGCUCUCUACGAUAAUGUUCCAGAAUGUGCAGAGGAGUUGGCUUUCCGCAAAGGCGACAUUUUGACCGUGAUAGAACAGAACACGGAAGGGCUGGAAGGAUGGUGGCUUUGCUCCUUACAUGGGCGGCAAGGCAUUGUUCCGGGCAACCGUGUGAAACUUCUCAUCGGCCCUGUGCAGGAGAGCCCCUCUAACCAAGACAUGGCCAGUUCGGGAUCUGUACACCAACCCUUUAACCAGCCAAAGAUCUACCAAGUGCCUAGUGCUCAUGCUCCUCCUCGGGAUCCGGUCUACCAAGUGCCUCCUUCUUACCACAGCCAGGGGAUCUACCAGGUGCCCACCGGCCAUGGUCUUCAGGGCCAAGAUGUCUACCAAGUGCCUCCAUCUGGUCAAAGGAGUUUUGGCGGAAUGGAUACCUCCCCUAUAAGCAACAAGGUAGUAACUCCAGUCAGGUCAGGACAAGGUUAUGUUUAUGAGUUCCCUACCAAAUACCAGAAGGAUACCUAUGACAUCCCACCGAUUCGUCCUCUCCAAGGGAUUUACGACGUCCCCCCUGCAUCAUUUAAAGGCCCCCCACACGCCGCCCAGAUGGGGAAUGGGGAACCUCAAGGCGUCUACGAUGUGCCUCCUGCAAAAGGCAUCUACUCAGUCCCACCUUUGGAGUGCAGAGAUGCUGCAGAUCCCAGGGAGCGCUCGCCCGACUCGGCCGCUUGCAUGAAGCACGAGGCAAGGCCAGAAGGUGUGUACGACAUCCCACCUCCCAUGGCCAAAGGAGCUGCAAAGGAAACCGGGCAGAAAUGUGUUUGCAGCCCGCCUGCCCCUUCCGACCUCCCUCCCCACCAGCAAGGCCUGUACGACGUCCCAGUGAGCCACCAAACCCCGUUUGCUGGGCAGCAGAUAGCUCCCCAGAUGGAUGUCUAUGACACCCCCAGAGGAGUCCCGUUCCCCGGACAGCUCUUGGGAUUUGGGGAUGGUGAAACCAAAGAGGGUGUGUACGAUGUGCCUCCGCUGGUGACACAGGACACUAAAAGGCUGCAGGACGUGACGGACGGGAUGAACAGGCUGUCCUUUUCUAGUACGGGGAGCACCAGGAGCAACAUGUCCACCUCUUCCACAACGUCAAAAGAAUCGUCCUUUUCAGCCACCCCAGAAAAGGACAAGAGAUUAGCGCUAGAUCCCGACGCAGCCAUAGAGAGACUCUACAGGCACCAGAGCACGGUAGAGACCACUGUCUCCAGCUUAAUGGCCUUUGUCAACUCCGACUGGCGGUCUUAUGAGUACAUGGAGAAGCACAUCAACAAGAUCCACGCGGCCGUCGAGAAGGUGGAGCAGUCCCUGGUCGACUACCUUCAUUUUGCCAAAGGAGCUGCGGCCAACGCCUCCUUCCUCCCUGAGCUCAGCCUCUACCACAAGAUGAGGAGGGAGCUGCAGAGGCUGGAAGAUUCGCACCAGAUUUUAACCCAGACUAGCCACGACCUCAGCAGCUGCAGCUGGUCCUUGAACGUCCUGGCUGUCAACAAGGUCCAGAACAAAUGCGACGAUCUGGACCGCUUUGUGAUGGUGGCGAGGACGAUCCCGGACGAUGCGAAGCAGCUCACCACCAGCAUCGGCCUCAACGCCGAGGUGCUCUUCAAGCAAGGGCUGAGUGGCUCUUAUUUGAAGAAUGCGUCGGAGAUUGCAGAUUACGUGUAUGACAGCCCUCAGGCCCAGACGCUGCACCCUGGAGAGAAGAGCCAGGGCCAUUGUUCUUCUUUGUCACCACUCCUUUCCAAAGACCAGCAUUGCCAGUGCAGCAGCAGCAGCAGCGAUGGCUCGGAGAAGAGCUGGAUGGAUGACUACGACUACGUGCACUUGCAGGGGAAGGAAGAGUUUGAAAGGCAACAGAAAGAGCUUCUAGAGAAGGAAAAUAUAAUCAAGCAGAACAAGAUGCAGCUGGAGCAUCACCAGCUGAAUCAGUUCCAGUGGCUGGAACAAGAAAUUACGAAGCCCGUGGAAAACGACAUUUCGAAAUGGAAGGCACCUCAAGGCCUUCACCCUGUGAACAGCCCAAUGGCCUCUCAGGAAAGGCAGCUGCUUUUGUUUUAUGCGGACCAGUGUGAGACUCACUUCAUCUCCCUUUUAAACGCCAUCGAUGCAUUCUUCAGCUGCAUUAGUGCCGCGCAGCCACCGAGGAUCUUUGUUGCGCAUAGCAAGUUCGUCAUCUUAAGUGCUCACAAGCUGGUGUUCAUUGGGGACACCCUCACUAGGCAGUUGACCACUCAGGAAAUACGCAACAGUAUAAUGAACUCCAGCAACCAGCUUUGCGAAUUGCUUAAAAGCAUCGUCAUGUCCACUAAGGUGGCUGCCCUGAAUUAUCCCAGCACAGCAUCCUUGCAAGACAUGGUGGACCGGGUGACAGAACUCUCCCAUUACGCGCAGUCAUUCAAACGCUCUUUGGUACAUAUGGCAUCAUACUGAGGCACACAAAAUGGACAGAAUCCAAUGCAGAAUAAUGCCUUUAAAAAUAAAAGAACUGGAAAUGUUUUCUAUAUUAUGUACAAAAAUGAAACUUGAGCAUUUAAUUUUAUUUUUUUCUAGACGUUUUAUACUAAAUAUUUUAAAUUCAUUUUAUGGAUUAGAAAUUAUAAAGGGUUUCGGCAAUCUCAGCCUGUUUCUUUUAUCAUUUUAAAUACAGUAUACAUAUAUAAAUAUAAAGUGAUACUCUGCAUGUAUGUAUAUGUUGCGACAUUCCAUAAAGUUCAUUAAGUAAGCACCUUAACAAAAGCAUCCGUCAGUUUUAUGGUGUAUAUGUGGCCUGGGUUUUUCAGGAUAUCCAUGAACCAGAUACUAUUUUUGCCUCUUGGGGGCUAUAGUGUAUAUUGUAUUUUAUUGUAGCCUAAUUAUGUCUUGGCAUAGGUUGCUACUAAAUAAAUGAUGCCCUCUUACACUGAA